UGAUGACUUUUGCUAAGAGAUGGGAGAUGUGUUUUGUCGUCGUUGACAUUGAACGUAUUGGAUUUCUUCUAUGUAACGAGCGUAUGGUGUUUGGAAAAUAAGUGAAUAUUGUUCUGCAUGAAGAAUGGAAUAACACAAUCAUGACAGCACAUAUCGAAUUACCAACCAAAACGCAGAUUGACAUUAUCAAAUUAAACAUUGGUGGGGUGCCUUUUCUAACAAGGCAUGCAACGUUAAAAAACGCGCCAGAUACGCGACUCGCACGGUUAACUACUUCGUCAAAGGAAUACAUCUCGGACCAAAAUGUGUACUUCUUCGACCGAAACCCCGAACUGUUCAACUAUAUCCUGGAUUAUUACAGGACAGGCGAGCUCCACUUACCCAAGCACGUGUGUGGUGCAACCAUCAGGAAUGAGCUGGAGUUUUGGCAGUUAGGAUCUGGCAAUAUUGCCGACUGCUGCGUUGCCAGUAUGUUUAAGUUUGAGGACGAGCUGGAAGUCUCUAACAACCUGAAGCAGCAAUUUGAGCUGAAGAACAUGGAGUACAGCUCCGAGCAGUUACAUUCGAGCAAGUGGAAUCGUUUAAAAAGUAAGCUGUGGAAUAUAUUGGAACGUCCCCAGUCCACCAGGCUCGCCAGGAUUUACAGUUUGAUGUACAUGUCAUUCGUUCUCGUUACAUGUGUUACCUUCAUAUUGAGCACGCACGCUGAGUUUAGGUGCGAAAUAUAUGAGAAUGUCUCAGAUAGCGUUGUGGGCAACAGACGUCUCUACGAUUUACUUCUAGAAGAACAUAAAAAUCCGAAGGUCGCGCUGCAAGCUGGCACAGAAUUGAUUCCAAGUCUGCAAUGGCUAAAUGAUAUAUGCACGGUGUUCUUUUUCUUGGAACUCAGUUUGAGGAUUUUGACAUGUCCAAGACGGAAGGAGUUCUUCAAAUUCUCGUUAAACAUUGUGGACAUAAUAAUCGUUAUUUCGCUGGUCAUUACAUUCAUUUUCCGUCAGAACAUAUCGCAGCUCGUCCAUAAGCCUUCACUGUUAUGGUUAUUCCUCUGUUUACGGGGUCUUAUUUUCCUUCGCCUUCUCAGGCUUUUCCGGUUUGCAAGACAUUUUACUGGCCUCAAAAUUUUGUAUCUCGCUUUGAAAGCUAGUAUAGAAGAACUUGGUCUUCUAGUUUUAACUUUCAUGAUAACCACAGCUCUGUUUGGAAGCCUUAUAUUCUAUGCUGAAUUCUCUCAUUAUGACAACAUAAGCAAUGUUCCAAUCGGUAUUUGGUGGGCUAUUGUUACACUAACUACGGUUGGUUACGGGGAUUAUGUACCGCUUACAACGACGGGGUACGUAAUCGGAGCCCUCUGUACAAUGUGUGGACUGUUGCUACUGUCCAUGCCUAUAGCCGUAAUUGCCACUAACUUUAAUGACUAUUAUGCACAAAAUAAGAUACGUGAGAAACAACUGAAGAGAAAACAGACUAUUUUGGCUAAGAUUCGAAACUUAUUCCACUUUGACAACAGUGUUAGUAUCUUCCGAACACCAACGCAACACGUUAACAACAAACCUGACAAUUCGCAAACAGAAUCUACGAGUGAACCAGCUAAGGCCAAUAAAGAAAAAACUGUUAUAGAGAUAAAUGGAGUUGUAGAUAAUGCACAAAAUGAGAAGCUAUCAAAUGGAUCGGCUGUUAAACAUGGAGAAACUAAGAAAGAAAGAAACAUAGCCUUUAAAAGGAUAGUAGUGAAUUCCAGACGAAGUGAAUCACCCAUGCAUACAUCAAAUAACAAAAUUUAGAUGGUUUUUGUCUCUAUCGGUACAGGAUGAUAGUUCAUAAAGAGGGCAUAUACCAUCAAUGAAAACAUGAACUCGUUGUCGACGCGCAACCACUACUCACGUCAUGGUAAACUUCGUUUGAUCUCAAAUCUUUAUCUCAAAUCUUUAUAGUUCAUUUAAUUACAUUUAAAAUUGAAUUUUAUGUCAUUACGGUGUGUUCAAAUUUCACGGAUAUAAGGCUUAAGUUCAGGACCACGGCAGUAUAUCAUUUCCUUUGUCAUCGCCAACAACAAGAAACCAGUCUUUAUUGUUGUUUCCGUCAGUGAAAGAGAUGUCUAUAUCACAUUGUAUUGUUUAAUACUCAAAAAUGUGUUCAGCUAAGGAAAAAAAUGUCAUGUCAGCCGAACGAUUUAUGAGCAAAAAUAUUAUUGACGAAUCUUAAAUGGUGACUUCACAAAUCAAAACUCCAUCAAAAGGUAAUAAAAUUAAUAAUGCCGGUUUUAUGUUACCUUGUUUAUGUUCUAGUUUUGGACCAAUUUUCAUCACGACUAUAAAUUUUGUUUACAUUUUGAAAUAUAAUAAA
Messenger RNA from Mya arenaria, 2343 nucleotides. RefSeq names its product potassium voltage-gated channel protein Shaw-like. Gene Ontology annotation, cellular component: membrane; voltage-gated potassium channel complex. Gene Ontology annotation, biological process: protein homooligomerization; potassium ion transmembrane transport. The record is from RefSeq and is a predicted model, not a curated record. The coding region runs from base 141 to 1781 and encodes 546 amino acids. Lineage: Eukaryota; Metazoa; Mollusca; Bivalvia; Myida; Myidae. The transcript is spliced from 3 exons. Gene Ontology annotation, molecular function: protein binding; voltage-gated potassium channel activity.